CGAUCUUCUCCUCACACAUCACACCAAUGCAGAUUCUCACCCCAAAAGGACAGUUGUGUCAAGACUGACCUACCCCAAAAAGGAAGGAACGAAACAAACAAAUGAAGGAAAAGACCACUGAGCGGCUAAAGAUGGGAGCGUGGACCUCCUUCAUUCUGGCCAUUCAUCUGCUUCUCAGUCUGUGCUCACAUGUGGAAGGCCAGACUCUAGAAGUCUAUGAUCUGCUCACCUCGCCCGACUGCCUGCCAGACCUGCUGCAAGGGGGUCUGGCGGAGCAGGGAGUCAACGAGGCUUUCAUCCUGGCCUCCUUCAAGCUGCAGCCCAAGACCGGAACCACUGUGUUUGGCCUUUACAACCCCCGAGACAACAGCAAAUACUUUGAGUUCACCGUGAUGGGGAAGCUAAACAAAGCUGUACUGCGCUACCAGCGGACUGACAAGAGGAUGAGUUCCGUAACCUUCAACAAUCUGGUUUUGGCCGACGGCCAGAUCCACAAAGUCUUGUUCCACCUGAAGGGGCUGCAGCAGCAGGGGCCAGGCGGGGUGGAGCUGCAUCUGGGCUGCAGGCUGGUGGAGACGGUCAGGGAUCUUCCCGCUGCCUUCCAGGGUUUACCGGCAGGAUACAACACUGUGGAGCUGAAGACCAUGCUGAGCAAAGAGCAGGAAGGCGUCGAUGAGCUCAAGCUGGUGGUGGGAGACUCGUUCGAGAACGUUGCUUCCCUUCAAGGAUGCCACUUCCAGCAAAGAGACUCAGUCCAAACUUUGGGGGUCAACACGAAGCAGCUGUCCAACCAAAUGCUGGAGUUAACCAAAGUAAUAAACGAGCUGAAAGACGUCCUCAUUCAGCAGGUCAAGGAGACCUCGUUCCUAAGGAACACCAUCUCCGAGUGUCAGGCCUGCGGUUUGGGUGGAAGUGAGGUGAUGAAGCCCACAUGUGGCCCUGGAGUCUGUUUCCGUGACGACAUGUGCAUUGAGACGGCAGACGGGGUGGAAUGUGGACCGUGUCCUGAUGGCUACACCGGAGAUGGCUUCAACUGUGAUGAUGUGGACGAGUGCCAGUUUAACCCUUGUUUCCCCGGAGUGAAGUGCGUGAACAUGGCGCCUGGGUUCCGCUGUGACGCCUGCCCGCUGGGCUACACUGGCCUGCCUGUCGAAGGUGUUGGCAUUGUUUACGCUCAGACAAACAAACAGGUGUGUGACGAUGUUGAUGAAUGCAAAGGGCCGGACAACGGUGGCUGCACCCCAAACUCCAUCUGUCACAACUCUAUGGGAUCCUACCACUGUGGCACUUGUAAAACGGGGUUCACGGGAGACCAGGUGAAGGGCUGCAAGCCGGAGAUCAGCUGUGGCAACAGUCUGACCAACCCUUGUGACAUCAAUGCUCAGUGUAGCAUCGAAAGAGACGGAUCCAUCUCCUGCCAGUGUGGAAUCGGCUGGGCAGGUAACGGAUACCUGUGUGGGAAGGACACUGACAUUGACGGCUACCCAGAUGAGAAACUCAAAUGCAAGGACCAUACCUGCAAAAAGGAUAACUGCAUCUACGUUCCCAACUCUGGCCAAGAGGACGCCGACAGGGACGGGCAAGGAGACGCUUGUGACGAUGACGCCGAUGGUGAUGGAAUACCGAACGAGCAGGACAACUGCUGGUUGAAGCCCAACGUGGAUCAGAAGAACAGCGACAAGGACACUCAUGGUGAUGCCUGUGAUAACUGCCGGAUGGUGGAGAACCCGGACCAGAGGGACACUGACGGUGACGGCAAAGGAGACUUGUGCGAUGACGACAUGGAUGGAGAUGGCCUGAAGAACUUCCUGGACAACUGCCAGCGCGUUCAGAACCGAGACCAGCUGGACCGAGACGGUGACGGGGUGGGAGAUGCUUGCGACAGCUGUCCUGACAUCGCCAACCCCAAUCAGUCGGAUGUUGACAAUGAUCUGGUUGGUGACUCCUGCGACACAAACCAAGACAGCGAUGGAGACGGUCACCAGGAUACCAAGGAUAACUGCCCUUACGUGAUCAACAGCUCUCAGUUGGACACCGACAAAGACGGGCAGGGUGAUGAGUGUGAUGAGGAUGAUGACAACGAUGGCAUUCCGGACAUAAUACCACCUGGGCCAGACAACUGUCGUCUGGUGCCGAACCCAGACCAGAUUGAUGACAACAAUGACGGAGUUGGAGACGUGUGUGAAUCAGACUUUGACCAGGACAAAGUGAUCGACAGGAUCGACAACUGUCCAGAAAACGCUGAAGUGACACUGACUGACUUCAGAGCUUAUCAGACGGUGGUCCUGGACCCUGAGGGUGACGCCCAAAUUGACCCUAACUGGGUCGUUCUGAACCAGGGAAUGGAAAUAGUUCAGACCAUGAACAGCGAUCCAGGACUUGCAGUUGGUUAUACAGCUUUCAGUGGUGUUGACUUCGAAGGGACGUUCCACGUAAACACAGUGACCGACGACGACUACGCAGGCUUCAUUUUUGGCUACCAGGACUCUUCCUCCUUCUACGUGGUGAUGUGGAAGCAGACUGAGCAGACCUACUGGCAGGCAACCCCAUUCAGAGCAGUGGCCGAGCCCGGCAUCCAGCUAAAGGCUGUGAAGUCCAGGUCUGGUCCUGGUGAGCAUUUAAGGAACUCCUUGUGGCACACUGGUGACACCCAGGAUCAAGUCCGUCUGCUGUGGAAGGACCCAAGGAAUGUUGGGUGGAAGGACAAGGUGUCCUACCGCUGGUACCUCCAGCAUCGGCCACAAGUUGGAUACAUCCGAGCCCGGUUUUACGAGGGGACAGACCUGGUGGCCGACUCCGGAGUGACUAUUGACACGACCAUGAGAGGAGGACGACUGGGCGUGUUCUGCUUCUCACAAGAAAAUAUUAUCUGGUCCAACCUAAGAUAUCGUUGCAACGACACCAUCCCAGAGGACUUCCAGGAGUUCAGCAACCAGCACUCCGUUGAUCCUCUGUAGAGACAGGAGGCCUGUGAUGGAUGCUUCUGUGACAGUGUGUGCUUUGUCAGUUGUGUGGAAACAAGUGUAUUUCACCCACAUUUUUUUCUACCGUGUGUAAAAAAAAUAUAUCUUUCUCCUUUUUUUUAUUGUUACAGAUUGAAUGAAUUUGUACUUAACGUUGAGCAAAACCCUGAUUUCUGUUAAUUUAAACUUGAAUUUGAAAACCAUUUACAUCAUUUUUUACUGACAAAAUAUGUGUUUCCACUGCUCACUUCCUCUCUUUGGAAUACACCCCUGAAUGCAACUGAAAUUUUGAUUUCUCUUUCGGACAACGUGUGAAGAAAUAACAGCAAUGUCACAUGAUACAGACACAGUUUAGUUUAUGAAGAUUUCAUUUUGCAAUUGUCACAAAAUAAAACUGGAUCUUGUCUGUGGUGAGAUUAAAAACA
Molecule: messenger RNA, 3388 nt
Organism: Synchiropus splendidus (mandarinfish)
Lineage: Eukaryota; Metazoa; Chordata; Actinopteri; Syngnathiformes; Callionymidae
Gene: thbs4b
Product: thrombospondin 4b
Exons: 22
Coding region: 102-2957 (951 amino acids)
Biological process (GO): cell adhesion
Cellular component (GO): extracellular region
Molecular function (GO): calcium ion binding
Source: RefSeq, a predicted model, not a curated record